AUGGCGGUCAGUGAUCUUCUUGCAGCUAUCAUCCUAUUUCCACUUCCGAUUAUGCUCAUAGCAUUUAACCAUCAAUUGAUGGUUAGUGGUGAAGUUAUAGGAAAUAUUCUGUGUAAGUUGUUGCCUUUCAUGUUAAAUGUCUGUUUCACUGCUUCAGUUGGUAGUUGUGUUUUUAUUGCCAUUGAUCGCUAUAAUGCUGUCGCGAAACCAUUCAAAAAAACCUUACUGACAAAGAUGAAAUGGAUCAUUUUCGGUAUUUGGAUUUCAACAGUUCUUCUCUGCUUGCCGUACUUGUACUUUGUUAUUGCUGUCAAGAAUCGUACCCUAAUAACUUGUACAGUGCCAUUGGAUAAGGUGUUUUCUUAUAAGGUGUAUCUUUACAUCACUUUAUCUCUGAUCUGUGGUUUGGCAGUUCUGUUCAACAUCAUCACCUACACGCUGACUGUCUUUAAACUGUUUCACCACAAAGUACCUGGACUACCAAAAGCCGCACUUAAACGAAGACAGCAACAGAACAGAAAAGUGCUUAAAAUGGCCGUGACAAUUGUGGUUUUACUUUAUCUUUGCAAUGGCAAUUAUUUUAUUGCUGUUUUGYUGGCUUACGAAGGAGAAUGGGUGUCAUCAUCAGCAUUCCGUAAUUUUAGUUAUGCGUCUGUUUUCCUGUUCUAUAUGCGAGUCGUGUACAAUUUCUUCAUCUGUUUGUUUUUCAACGAUAUUUACCGUGAAAAUGUMAAGACUAUUGUAACUAAAGUUUGGUGCAAAUUAUAUGAAAUGAAUGUCAAGAUCAAGAAGCCUCUUCCAYAACCCGCCGUCAUCCAACUGACACUAGAAACAAUACCCAAAUAA
Exaiptasia diaphana is the source of this 846-nucleotide messenger RNA. Its product is annotated as prokineticin receptor 2-like. Gene Ontology annotation, molecular function: G protein-coupled receptor activity. The record is from RefSeq and is a predicted model, not a curated record. Gene Ontology annotation, biological process: G protein-coupled receptor signaling pathway. Lineage: Eukaryota; Metazoa; Cnidaria; Anthozoa; Actiniaria; Aiptasiidae. Gene Ontology annotation, cellular component: membrane. Bases 1 to 846 code for a protein of 281 amino acids. The transcript has a single exon.